CUUUUUGAUUGGCGGUAGAGGUAUCCUAUCGGUGAAGUCGAAGCUCGCCUCGCCGCGACGGACCGGGGUUCUUUGCGGGUGUACACUUCAGACGCACCGAGUUGUUGCUAACCAAGAGGGGCUGCAAAAAUGGAUAACAACAGCAGUUACGCAGAUUUUGGAUCUUGGGGCAGUGCUGAAACAGCUGCCAAUCCUGCAGCUACAGCAUCAGCAGCAGCGACAGCCUCCACCACCACAGGGACUCCAGGUUCUUCUGCAAAUACCACAGGCUGGCAAGGAUACGAGGGCUAUGACUAUUACAACACACAGACAGGCACCGCCUCUACAGCAGCCACCUAUAACUACGGCACAGCAGGCACCUGGGAGGCUCCCAAGACAGACCCCAGCUCGACGAGCGGGGACACCAGCAUGAACACGGCCGGGUCGAUGGGCAGCGCGGCCAAGACCAGCAGCGAGGUGUCCGACUCCCUCAUCGCCAAGAUCAACCAGAGACUGGACCUGCUGUCCAAGGAAAGCGGAGUGCCGGACAGCCAGGAGAGCUCUUUCAGGUUCGAGUCGUUCGAGUCCCACGACUCCAGAGCGCCGCUGCCCGACCGGGACCUCUACCGAUCCGGCUAUGAUUACGGAGAGGGGGGCAGCACAGGGGGACUCCCAGCUCCAGCAGCGCAGCCCGACGCUGAGUCCACCUUCGGCAGUCGCUUCGACAACCCCUCCUCCUCCUCUUCCUCAGCCUCUUCGGGGAGCCGCAGAAGGGGCCGCGACAGAGGGGGUCGCGACAGAGGGGGCCGUGAAGGCUAUGGGGGCCCUCCCAGCAACCGAGGAGGAGGAAGGGGGCAAAACCAUCACCACCAGCGCCCCCCCAACCGCGGUCGGGGCAACUACUUCAACCCUCCCCACCACCUGCCCCAUCACCAGCAACAGCACCACCACCAACAGCCACCGCCGCCUGGUCGCUACAACAUGCCUCCGUCGAGCUCCGAGAGGCUGUCCGCACGAUGGAAUGAGCUCAACUACAUGGGACCCCGAGGGAUGGGGAUGGGAGGUGGAGGAGGAGGAGGAGGAGGGUGCAACAUGGGCAUGGGCAACAGGCUCCCCUCUCUCUUCUCCCAAGCCCUGGUUCCUGACUAUCCCGGCAUGCAUGGCAGCGGGCCACCCAUGCCAGGGAUGGGGAUGGGAAUGGGAAUGGGGAUGGGAGGAGGAGGAGGAGGAAUGGGAGGAAGGUUCCCCAUGGGCAACCACUACGGAGGAGGCCGUCAACGCAACGGGAGAAACCGCAUGCGAAACGAAGGAGACAACCGACCGAGACUGCGAGGGGGCCCCAUGUUCCGAAACUUCGAUGGGCGGAAAAGGAGGCAGUCCCAGACCUCAGACGAGCUCGACAGUAAAUACCGCAGGACUGACUCCGAGGAGGAGGAGGAGGACUGUGAAGACGAUGACAACGAAGAUAAAGAAGAAACCGAAGAGGUUGUCGGUGAAGAUGGAGAAAAGAAAAAGAAGACUGCUGAGGGAGAGGAAGAGGACGAAGAAGCAAAGAAGAAAAAAAGAGAGAAGAGAAAGCUGGAGAGGCAGAACCAACGGCAGAAAGACCGCUACCAGGAUAUCAAAGAGCAUAAACGAAUGCAGUUCGCCUGCUCCCUGUGUAAAUUCCGUACCGUGGAGGAGGAAGAAGUGCAAGCACAUUUGGAAAGCAAGUUCCACAAAGAGAUUUUCAAAUUCAUCAACACCAAGCUGCCAGACAAGACUGUCGAAUUUCUACAGGAGUACAUAGUGAAUAGGAAUAAGAAAAUUCAAAAGCGCCGUCAGGAGCUCAUUGAUAAAGAGGGGCCCAUACAGAAGCAAGACCCUUUCAAGGGUAUUGCCCAGGAGCAGUUCUUUAAGAGGAUCGAGGCGGCUCACUGCAUGGCUUGUGACAUGAUAAUCCCUGCACAGUAUCAUCUGCUCCAGAGACACCUGCAUUCUCCUGAACACAACCGGAACCGCAAGGGAAUUGCAGAACAGUUCAAGAAGUCCAGCCUUCAUGUAGCCAAGAGUGUGCUGAAUAACAAGCACAUUGUCACAAUGCUGGAGAAGUAUUUAAAGGGCGAGGAUCCGUUCACCGAUGAGAACGUCGACCAUGACGUGGAGCUGGACGAGAGCGUCGAGGGGGCUCCUGCAGGGGGCGCUGUGGGGGAGACGAGCGCAGCCGGGGAGAGGAAUGAAGAGGAGGGACAGCCAGGGGCAGAGGCCGGCGCUGACGCCACGGCUGCCAGAGAAGAGACAACCGCGACGGAAGAGGGAGAGAGGGAAGGGACACAGGGGAAGGAGGGAGGGGUUGAAGGGAGAGAUGUGAUGAUGGAGGAGGAGGAGGAGGAGGAGGAGCAGGCUGGUCCUGAUGGAGAGGAGGAGGAAGACGAAGAGGAUUUGGAGGAAGAGAACCCCAUGGCGUGAGAUCUGAGAUGCUGCGUGUCGCAAAAACAAAUCUUUUAAUUAAUCCUUGUUAUAACAACCCUGAAGGUCUGGGGUGUCCAAUCAUAUUUCACUCUAGGUUUAACAGGUAAGAUGAUAGGAUUACCUGCUUCAGGGUCUGGAUGGAGGUUUCAUUGGUUCAGGAACAGGGCUGGAACAAAGACCAGGAGUGGAAGAGACAGCUUUGGACACCCCGGCAGGAGGUGAACGUGCAUCAAACAGAAACAUAACCGCUCUAGUUAAUUUGUUUUCUUUAAAAAAAAAAAAAGAAUAUGUUAAUAAUUAAGACAAAGUAGAGAAGGCGUUAUUUUAUUACGGGAGAUUGUAUUUCAGUUUUUUUAGUUUUUUUUUUUAAUUCAGCCUUGUGUGUUUCGGUAGGUUCUGCUUUUUUGUGUUCACAAACAAUCGGCAAUAUUACAAAAAUGUUACUGUUUUAAGGUUUUUGAUUGCAAGUUAAAUAAUAAAAAAAUGUGUGUGUGUGUGUAUAUAUAUAUAUAUAUAUAUAUAUAUAAACAUUCCCCACUCCUCUUCUCCUGCCCCUCCCUCCUUCCCUCAUUUCUUUCUCUCCCUAAUGUUCAAGCUUCUUAAAGCUUCUUAAUGUUUGUUUUUGCACAUCAAGGGAUAAGAAAAAAGAAAUGUGUCUAAAAGAAAUGGCUGUUUUUUGACAUGCUACUUAGAAACUGGAUUUUGUUUACAUUUAAGUUGUUAUCUAAUAGCAGUGAAAUCCAUUUAAAAGGAGCAUAUUGUUGACCUGUGUUGCAGUGGGAGGGUGGAGGCAUUUACAAGGUAGUUACACUUCUCUUGCUCUUGGUAAAGCAGGGAUGGAAAUAAGACUCCUAUUGCAUAGCAGUUUCACCCGUUCCAGGUUUUAAUAUGUGCUUGAUUAGCCCCAGUGUGUAUAGAUAACAAGCUUGGGUGUGUCUUGUUCAACUCAUUGUAAAACCAGGAGUGGAUCAAACAGCUAUGCAAUGGGAGUCUUCUUUGCAUCCCUGUACAGAAUACAUGACAGGAGUAGGUAGGAGCUCCUGUAAAAAGUGUUAUUUGCUUUAGAAACAAAUCAAGGACUUUCAAGGUGUAUUUUAACACCUUUAAGCUUUAAACUUUUAAGGUGGUGGAACGGGUUUGCAGUAGUUUCUAGGGUGCAGCCCUACCAGUAAUUUGUCCACUGUUGAGUAGAAUUUGAUUUUAACUACGAGAGCUGUCAUAACCCAGAUAAUGAAGCCUUGAUUUUUCUAUGAAGCUCCUGAGCCUUCGUGACCCCUCGUGACCUCUAACAAGUUUUAAAAGCCUUUGAUUUCUGUGAUUGACCCUGUCUGGCUCUGGAGUUUGUAAUCCAUCGGAGCAGUUCUCCAGUUUUACUAGUCGUCUCGUGCUCGUUAUCUUUGAAGUCACUCCGCAGUAUUGGUCAGGUGAAGCCAACGUAGUUGAAAUGUAAAACACAGGGCAGCUGGCAGUUUGCACUGCACAAAUGAAAUAGGGAAGGUAGCAUUCCACAGCAGCACUGAAUUUAGCAGAACGUGGACGAUAGACAGCUAUAGGAAAGAUGUUAAAACUCAAUGUUCGGGCCACGGGAGUCAAACUAUUGCAAAGCUUCAUUAAAAGUAAUUAAGUUUGUAAAGUAACAUUAAAAAGCAUGUGUUUGUGUAUAUAUAUAUAAUUUGGGAUCGGACGAAUACAGCGGUUCCGAAUAAUUUUCUUUUAAGGUCUCACUGAACCGACACAUUUCAAUUGAAAGCUGGUUAAACUUUUAAUUCACACAGUUAGGUUGUGCUGUGUUUACAAUCGCCAAAGUGCUUUCAAUUAAAAACAAAUUGUUGCCUUUUAAUGUGUAGACAGGUGAGUUUUGCGUGGCCGAUGCAGAUCCACAUUAUAAACACAUAAGCAUAACAACAGUGCGCAACGUCUUCAGGUAGGGUUUUAAAAGAUCCCUCGUGUUACAAUUCUUCGAUCUAUUGAUGUUGAGGUUUAAAAGUUUUAAAUUGAGAUGAGGCAAAACAUACAUGAUGAUAAUUGGCCAGUUAAAAUCUGGCAAUUCCCUUUGAAUCGAAAGCACUAUGCAGAACCCUACAUGAAGACGUUACACACUACAGCACAACCUAAUUGUGUGAAUUAAAAGUUUAACCAGCUUUCAAUUGAAAUGUGUCGGUUCAGUGAGACCUUAAAGGAAAAUUAUUAGGAACCGCAGUAUUCGUCUCAUCCUCUAUAUAUACCUACACAGAACUGACCGAAGAUGUGAAGUCACAAAACAGUCUUGAUUUCAAUGUAGGUUUGAAAACAAGAUGCAAUUUGAUCCCUUCUCUGACCUUUUUAAAAAGCUUUUGCAACGAAACAAAAGGGUUGUAACCUACACGGUGUGCAAUCCCAAAUAGAUUCAAAACCUUGAAAUGUUUUCUUUUCUGCCGGUGCUAAUGCUAACACGCUGUGACGUGAAAGAUGUGAAUGAACAAUACCUUAUUUGUGUUUCUCUUCCCUCCAGUCGAAGCCAGGGUCAGCGUUACUAGUUCAGAAUUCACUAGUACUAAAAACGAUAGUAUUGAUUAGAAAGAUCAGAUGUUCCGCACUGAAAUGGUUGUCUAAUUUUACAAUUAAGGGCUUGAUUUGAUCAGCCUGUACCUGACAGUCCACAGCUGAGUUUUAGAGAAUUUUACAGCAUCAGGAGUCGCCCUGAAUUGCAUCAGCCAUGUAUUUUUUAGUGGUACUCCCAGGAUAACUGGACAGUUGGUUGAUUUCGAUCCAGAGUGAUUUCCCAGUACUUUUAAAAAGAUCCUUAAACCCAGCAGGGUUGUGAUCAAAUCAACUAAUACAUUUCUUUUUGGUAGCCCUGUAUAUCUGUUAUAAUUAUUUGUAAGUUCUGGGUAAUUCAUAGUUCAGUUUCUUUUUUUCUUUUUUUUCUUGAUGGAGUUUGGAAGAGGGGAGGGUGCGGGUUCUGUGUGUUUGUAUAAAAGGCUGGUGAUUUGAGGGAUUGAGCUGUUUGUUGAAUGUAAAGUUUUGUAGCCUGGAUGAGACCCGGGCUUUCUUGCAGAAGUUUAAAAUGUAAACAGAAAUGUUGAUUAAAAGAUUUAUAUGAAAGA
Acipenser ruthenus (sterlet) is the source of this 5516-nucleotide messenger RNA. RefSeq names its product A-kinase anchor protein 8-like. Lineage: Eukaryota; Metazoa; Chordata; Actinopteri; Acipenseriformes; Acipenseridae. Gene Ontology annotation, molecular function: DNA binding; protein kinase A regulatory subunit binding. The transcript is spliced from 14 exons. The record is from RefSeq and is a predicted model, not a curated record. The coding region runs from base 130 to 2427 and encodes 765 amino acids. Gene Ontology annotation, cellular component: nuclear matrix; nucleus.